CCCCGCCCCUGCUGACCUAACCCGCCGGAACACCCUGCCUGGUGGGGGGGCAAGGCUGGUGAGGCCGGUGCGGCGGGGCAGGGCGGCGGGGCGGGGCACGAAGCACGGGGCACGGCGCGCGGCCACUGAACACCGGGGCAACGUUGGUGACUCCGCCCCGCCUUGGCCCGCCUGGUCCCGCCCGCCUGACCGGCCACGGGGUAUAUUAGCGCCCCGCCGCCCACCGCCGGCCAGUGCGUCAGGCAGGAUGACGGUAAUGCACACUCUGCGGUGGGCGGGCGAGGCGCUGCACCAACACCUCUCCCUGACGCUCAUCUUCCUCAUCGUCAUCCUCGCCACCAGAUACUUCAUCACACAGCGCCGGUACAAGCUGCCGCCGGGACCCUGGGGCUUCCCGGUGGUCGGCUAUCUGCCCUUCUUCGACAAUGAUAUCUUCAAGACCCUGCUGGAGCUCAAGGGACGCUUCGGCUCCAUCUACCGUGUCAGCUUCGGAACUCAGAGCGUGGUGGUGCUGGCAGACCCAGACGUGAUCCGCGACGCCUUCAGGAAGGAGGAGUUCCACCACAGACCCACCGGCACGCUCUUCGACAUCUUCGACGGAUAUGGACUCCUCAACAGCACGGGGGUCAUUUGGAAGGACCAGAGGCGAUUCCUUCACGAGAAACUUCGAGGCCUUGGAAUGAAGACAACAGGACCAGGGAGAGAAAAAUUAGAAGCGAGAAUAAUGAGUGAGGUUAAGUGUCUGCUUCACUGCCUGGCCUCGGGGAACGGCAAGGCAAUAGACGUGGAGGAGGUGCUGUGCAAUGCUCUCACCAACGUCAUCUGCAUCCUUCUCAUGUCCGUGCGCUUUCAACCAAACAACCCUCACUUCACUCGCUUCAUGGAGCUUUAUGACGAGGGAUUCAAGCUUUUCCUCAAGUGUAACAUCGCCUGCUACAUCCCAGCUUGCCGUUACAUCCCUUCAGUGAGCCACAACAUUAAGAAACUCAUACAGAACAGAGGAGAGUCUUGCGAUAUGAUUAAGGGGAUUAUCAACCAUCGUCGUGAGACUUUCGAUCCUGAAGUGACAGCGGAUAUCCUGGACAGCUAUCUUCUUGAGGAGCGGCGUGCUAAAGAGGAAGGUCGUGUUCUCUAUGACGGAUUGGAUUUUGACCGCCAGCUGACACAAGUAAUGACGGAUAUGUUCAGCGCAGGAGAAGAGACGGUGAAAACUGUCCUGAUGUGGUCGUUUGUUUACCUCCUGCGUCACCCUGAGGUCAUGAAAAGGGUGCAAGAGGAACUGGAUGCUGUGGUCGGGAGGUUACGCAUGCCCUCACUGGAUGAUCAACAACACCUGCCUUAUACUGAAGCUACGAUAUGCGAGGUGCUUAGACGUUCCAGUGUGGUGCCUCUCGGAACCUUCCACGCCACCAACAGGACUACGGAACUUGGAGGUUACACGAUUCCUGAGAACACAACGGUCAUCCCACUCCUCUACGCCUGCCACAUGGACCCUAAGCAGUGGGACAACCCCGAGGCAUUCGACCCAAUGAGGUUUAUUGACGCAGAAGGAGGUGUCAAGAAACCCUCACAGUUCAUGCCCUUCGGUAUCGGCAGGAGGAUAUGUCUAGGGCAAGUCCUGGCGAGAAGUGAGCUGUUUCUCUUCUUCACUUCCAUCCUGCAUGUGUUUGAUGUGGCGUUACCUGAGGGAGAGCCAAUGCCUUCUAUGGACGGAGACAUGGCCACCACAUAUUCCCCCAAACCAUUUAAGGUUAGCUUCAUCCAGCGGGACUCUCCAGAAAAUGUUACUUCGCGUCCCUAUGUGUUUCGUGGGGCUGGUCUGUGAGGCUACACCCACCCUGCCACCCCCCUGCCACUACCCCUGCCACCUACUUGCCAACCCCAUGUAAGGACCCUGUAAACAUCAUGCUAACCCUCUGUGAAGACCAUGCCACCUCAAUGUAAAGACCCUGCCACGCCCAUGCCAAUCCCUGCCACCCCCUGCCAUCCCUCUACCGACUCCUGUCACACCCCUGUCAAUUCCAUGAAAAAAACUGCCACGUCCAUGUAAAGACAAUGCCACACCCCUGCCACGCCCCUGCCAUCCCCUACCACCCUCCUGCCAUUCCCCUGCCAACCUUGUCACACCCCUGCAACUCACUUGAAAAGACCCUGCCACCUUUCUCCCUGUAAGGAGGCUGCCACACCCCUGCCACCUCCCUGUAAAGACCCUGCCAAGCCUACCCAUCUCAUGCCCCUGUAAAAAUGCUGUAAAGACUGCCAUCCCUUGUAAAGAUCCCUACCACUCCCCCUGCCAUCCCCUACCACGUACUUGCCACCCCCAGCCCCUGCCCC
Messenger RNA from Portunus trituberculatus (swimming crab), 2334 nucleotides. Its product is annotated as cytochrome P450 18a1-like. Gene Ontology annotation, biological process: xenobiotic metabolic process. Bases 248 to 1825 code for a protein of 525 amino acids. The transcript has 5 exons. Lineage: Eukaryota; Metazoa; Arthropoda; Malacostraca; Decapoda; Portunidae. Gene Ontology annotation, molecular function: iron ion binding; heme binding; oxidoreductase activity, acting on paired donors, with incorporation or reduction of molecular oxygen, reduced flavin or flavoprotein as one donor, and incorporation of one atom of oxygen. The record is from RefSeq and is a predicted model, not a curated record. Gene Ontology annotation, cellular component: cytoplasm; intracellular membrane-bounded organelle.